UUCUUGUGGUUGCUUUCCGUCCUGAUGGCAAGGAGCUUGCAGUUGCUGCUUUGAAUGGACAGAUAACAUUUUGGGAUCAUGAAAAUGCAGUGCAAACUGGCUCAAUUGAGGGAAGGCAUGAUCUUCAGAUGGGAAGGAAGGAGCUUGAUAAAAUAACUGCAAAACAAGCAGCUAAGGGAAAAUCGUUUACUACUCUGUGUUACUCAGCAGAUGGUCAGUCUAUUCUGGCAGGUGGAUUGUCAAAAUUUGUCUGUAUAUAUAAUGUCAAGGAACAGAUUCUUGUGAAAAAAUUUGAAAUCUCAUGCAACUUUUCUUUAGAUGCAAUGGAGGAGUACUUAGAUCGGAGAAAAAUGACUGAAUUUGGCAGCAUGGCUCUGAUUGAUGAAGGGGCUGGAGAUGACGAUGGUGUUGCUAUUCCUCUUCCUGGAGUAAAAAGAGGUGACAUGAGUUAUCGACACUUUAAACCAGAAAUAAGAGUGACUUGCCUGCGAUUCUCUCCCACGGGACGAAGCUGGGCAGCCACCACCACAGAGGGUCUUCUUAUCUAUUCACUGGACUCUGGACUAAUUUUUGAUCCUUUUGAUCUGGAUAUUGAUGUCACACCCAGCAAUAUACACAAAACACUGCAUCAGAAGGAAUACACUAUGGCUAUCAUCAUGGCCUUCAAGCUGAAUGAAAAGAAAUUAAUUCAGGAGGUCAUAGAGGCGGUACCUAGCAAUGAAGUUGAUGUUGUCUGCUCGUCACUCCCAGACCUGUACGUGGAGAAACUAUUGGAGUUCCUGGCCUCUGCAUUUGAGAUAUCAUGUCAUUUAGAGUUCUAUCUUACUUGGGCUCAUAAGUUGCUUAUGCUGCAUGGACAGAAACUGAAAACAAGGUCAGUCAGGCUGCUCCCUGUGAUUCAGUUCCUUCAGAAAAGCAUCCAACGUCAUUUUGAAGAUGUUUCCAAACUCUGUGAGUGGAAUAUCUACAAUAUUAAAUACGCAUUGGCCAUUUCACAACAGCGGGGCAUGAAACGUCUGGCAGAAGAAACAUCAGUAGAUGAAGAUGACUUGGAUUCUGACAGUGAUUAUCUUAUGCAAGAAGUUCAUAAAGACAAUUUUAGUUCCUAGUUACUCUUUGUGGGAGGGAGAAGACGUAAGACUAAUUUUAUGCAGUGGUAUUCACUGAGAAUGAGUGGCCCUCAUAGUGGCAUAUUUUAACUCUUUUUAACAGUGUGGACGGAGUUACAUGUGAGCUGUAGAAGUGGGGGAAAUGUAGGACAGACAAAGUGCCAUCCAUGGUGUAUUUGGUGUACCCU
Molecule: messenger RNA, 1297 nt
Organism: Pterocles gutturalis (yellow-throated sandgrouse)
Lineage: Eukaryota; Metazoa; Chordata; Aves; Pterocliformes; Pteroclidae
Product: periodic tryptophan protein 2 homolog
Exons: 8
Biological process (GO): maturation of SSU-rRNA from tricistronic rRNA transcript (SSU-rRNA, 5.8S rRNA, LSU-rRNA); ribosomal small subunit assembly
Cellular component (GO): Pwp2p-containing subcomplex of 90S preribosome; small-subunit processome
Molecular function (GO): protein binding
Source: RefSeq, a predicted model, not a curated record